AUGUGUUAUUAGAGGAGGCGUGCAGGGUUUUGGACGCUAAAGCACCUUGCUUCGCACGUGAGGAGUGACCACCAUUCGCUUUCCAUACAGUGAGCGUUCAGACUGUGAAGAAUGGACUCCUGCGGACAUAUCGUCCCGUUUCUCCUUUUAAUUCUCCUCCACGAGGGACGGUCACUGCGCUGCGCGUGCACGACAGAUUUGAAAACGUGCGCGAGCAUCCACGAAGCACCGGCGGACUUCCAAAGCGCCCAGAACGAAUGCAGAAAACUGGGAGGUGAAUUAAUGCGAGCUGGGUCUUCCCACGCCAACGAAACCAUCGAGACUCUGCUCAUUAACACGAGCGGAGACUUCUGGAGCGGACUGGAAGCAGAAGACGCGUGUUCAAGUAAUGCGAUUGACUUGGCGGCGUGUAAGCAAGUGUGCAUGUCGGUUUCCAGAGGCAAGAACUUGACAGAAAGAGCGUGUGCGGACAAACUCGAUGGAUUCUUAUGUGACGGAGUUAGCUGGGACACAUGCUCGCUGAAUAUGACGGAAAAAGUCAUACUCUUAGAUAAGAAUGGCUGCAGUCAGGGUCCCUGUGAUGUCCGGUGCAAUCCAGUGGGCAGCGGGUACACGUGCGGCUGCUUAAAUAACUACAGACCGAGCCGUAUAAACCCUCAACGCUGUGAGUAUUACUGUUUAAACGACACGUGCAAGGCGUCUUGUUCGCAAGACAACAGUUUAUGCUCGUGUCCCCGAGGCUUCGUCAGACAUGAUGACUAUUUUUGCAUGGACAUAAACGAGUGCGAGUCCAACCACAACUGUGAGCAAACCUGCCUCAAUACCAUUGGAAGUUACGAAUGUUCUUGCAAGGAAGGCUAUUCUCUUGUAAAUGGGUCUGCGUGUGUUCCUAGACUGGAUUUUUAUGAAGGGCAGAACACUCCAAACACUGGAGGCUCGGUCAACGUUUCUUCCCUGAAUGACUUCUCCGGGCGGGUGGCCAGCCCCGGCAAAUAUGCUGGGAUUUCAGUGACCAUCUUGGCCGCUCUCUUCGGUCUCAUACUGCUCGUACGCUAUUUGCGUAAACGGAAACGUGAGGAAGGAGUGAAGGAGGACUGCGACGUUCUGAAUGACGCCCAGCAGGAACUGUAGGAUUCUGAUGCCGUGGUUCGACUUAGGGUCAGAGCACCGAUGACCACGCCGGUCAUCAACUGUUCUGUUGAUCCGCGAAGAUCGAUCUCUGAAUGUCUAAAGUUGCUCUACCGAGUUAAGAAUGUAUGUGGGAAUAUGUCUACAGUUGUAUUUUAAACCUUGUUUUCUUACUUCUACUUGUAUGUUAAAACAGUAGAAGUUUUUCACUGCUGCAUUUAUGGACAUACAUGCAUAUACAGUCGUAUGCAAAAGUUUGAGCAACCCCAGUGUUACACAUUUUGUUUAUUUUCUAUGUAAAAUAAGUGAAGAAAUCAUGUUAUUUGAUGAUGGGUACAUAAACAUAAGUCUGUAUAUGGGCUUGGAAAACAUUCACUGGUUUAUUAGUUAAAAAUGCAGUCAACUAUAUCAAAGUGUUAUUAUAGGUUUCUUCAAAGAUAAUGAUUCCCAGAUGAUUCCUAAGACUAAUGAUAUACAAUACUGUGCAAAAGUUAGAGACCCCUGUCAUUUAUUUAACUUCCAGUCAAAAUUGAUAUUAAGAACAAGUUAUUCAUUUUUCAGGUGGUAUUUCUGAGGAGAACAGAUGUAAGAUACACAGGUCUGUCCAUCCUUACACUGUGAGGAGACAACUGAACCCUAUGGGUCUGAAAGGAUGUGUAGCUGCCAAGAGGCUGUUACUGAGAAAAGAAAAUAGACAAAAAGGAAAAACGUUUGCAAAUCAAACAAAGAAGCUGCUGGUCUAUGGCUGGUCUUCUCAGAACAAUGGAUGACCACCCCAGAGCCCAGACCUGAACAUCAUUAUUUGGAUCAUGAGAAGCAGAAACUACUUCCACAAUUGAGCUUUGGAGGUGUGGAAACAAGUUGCUGCAGAUUUUUAGAAAAAACUGAACGAAAGUCUUCCAAAAAGAAUGGAAGCUGUAAUAAAGAUGUGUGAACUGAAAAUUAUUUUUAGUCUGACGGAGAUUUUUUAAGUGAAAGUAAUAAUUUAAAUAAUUUAAAUCAUAACUAAUUAUAUUAUGCUGUAAAGCUUUCUCUGGGCAACUCUCGCUAUGUGUGUGUGCUUGUGUGACCCCAACUAUGUGGUGUGUGCUAAGCAGGCCUGACUGUGUCAGGGGCUGGGGCCUGGAGAAGCACACACACACAGAUUCUGUAUGUACUAUUCUAUGAAGAAUGUCUUUGAAAGGACAAACACAUACGUAGAGAGACUCAGGUUGACAACAUUAAUCGUUGAUUUGAUUCCAUAGUUAGUUACACUGUGUGCUGGCCUUAAGGUUUAAUAAAAGAUUGUACCUUUCUCUGCCACAAGUUGUUAAAGCUAAUUGAAGCUAAUUUCUUGUUAAAUAUGUUUUUUGUCUUUUUGCUUGAUGCUGAAAAAUAAAUUAUUUGUACUAAAGGGCCAUUUUGACUGGAAGUUCAAGAAUGAAAUCAUGUACUAUGUAAAUGGGUCAGGAGUUCUAGCUAAAGGACUUCUUUUUGUAAUGGUAUGUAAACUGAAAUAUGAUGUUGAACAUUACAUUUCAUCUCAAAAAUAUCCACAGCAAUCAGGGCUGUUUUCAGUCAACUGAGAUUCUCUCAACAUGAGAUUGUCUCAGCAUGUCAAGUUUAAUUUACAGUGAAACAAGUUUACAUUUAAGUUCAGUCUUCUGUAAUUUUUAACAAAGUGGUUUCUCCACAGCUCUAUAUUUUGUAAAGUUAGAAGAAAAUAUAUGCAUCUUUUUGUAUUCAAAGAGAUAAAGUUAAAGAGCCAAUGUCUUCUUGCAACAAUAAAUUGAAUCAAAACCU
Messenger RNA from Colossoma macropomum (tambaqui), 2910 nucleotides. RefSeq names its product fibrillin-3. The transcript has a single exon. NCBI's taxonomy places the organism in Eukaryota, Metazoa, Chordata, Actinopteri, Characiformes, Serrasalmidae. The coding region runs from base 112 to 1131 and encodes 339 amino acids. The record is from RefSeq and is a predicted model, not a curated record. Gene Ontology annotation, molecular function: calcium ion binding.